CAUGUUGGUACUUUCGAUUUCGAUAUAUAAAUUGAAUAUACCUACAAUUUACAUUUAAGCUUACAUGGCUUCGGCGAUGCCCCAAGCAGAAAUUGGCGUAGAAAAAGCUUAUCCUAGAUACAUUGAAUUUCCUGAUGGAGAUGGCAACACGCACCAAGUAGACCUAGAGGCUGAACCUAACUAUGAACUCCUAGCAGAAAUUCAAAGGAAUCCAGCCAACAACCGAUAUAUAUUGUUCACUAGAAAAAAUCCUCAGGAUGGUCAGAUCCUAAUGAUGAAUGACGCAGAUUCUAUUCGUAAAUCAAAUUUCAACCCCCAUGUGCCCACUAUUGUGAUUGCGCACGGCUGGCUCAGCAAUCAAAACACUAACAUCAACCCUACUAUAAGAGAUGCUUAUCUUAGUAUACGAGAUGUGAACGUCAUCGUACUUGACUGGCGAAGACUUGCUCGCCUCGACUACGCUACAGCAGUACGCGGUGUCCCAGCCGUUGGUCGUGGUCUAGGACAGUUCAUUAAAUUCUUAGUCCAAACCACUUGGGCUAGUCUAAAUGAUUUUCAUUUAGUCGGAUUCAGUCUUGGUGCCCAUUUGGUCGGUAAUGCUGGUAGGGAGCUAGGAGGACAAGUUGCUCGUAUUACUGGUUUGGAUCCAGCUGGACCUCUAUGGAAUUACAAUAGCAACCGCCUACGUCCUACUGAUGGAGUUUACGUGGAAGCCAUCCAUACAGACGGUGGCUUGACUGGUCUCGGAAUUGGUUCAGCUGUUGCCGACGCUGACUUCUUCCCCAACGGCGGCAACAGCCAACCUGGUUGUUUGACCUCAAUCUGUGAUAACAAUCGCGCGUGGGCGCUCUUCGCAGCCACUGUUACCCACAAUCACCUGGUUGGAAAUUUGUGCAAUAGGAAUCUUUCAAUAACUUUCAACAACUGCCGAGGCAGAGAACUACAUAUGGGCAAUGGUGACUUAAGAAAAACUGGUGAAGGCAAGUACCGAGUAAGCACUGGAAGAAGAUAUCCCUACUGACCGACUAGAAGAUUCUCCUAUAAUCUGUUGUAACCGAAAAAUUUUGUUGAUGAAUAUUUUAUUCUUAAAAAAACAUUUGCAAUAGCAAGUUAAAUAAAGUAUUUUUUUACAAUUAUUAAUUAUUGAGGAAUUCAGACAC
This is a messenger RNA of Diatraea saccharalis (sugarcane borer), 1160 nucleotides long. The record is from the annotation of a GenBank genome assembly. Lineage: Eukaryota; Metazoa; Arthropoda; Insecta; Lepidoptera; Crambidae.